AUGCUCUCAAAAAAACGUAGUCAACAGUCAUCAUCUAUUAGUAAGCGUUCGUCAUUAAAACGUACAACUAAUAAUGAUUCAUCAAUUACAUUAACCAAAGACCAAUCAUCAAUAAUAACAAUCCCAAUAUCAUCAACAACAAAUACAUCUAUACAAGUCACAACUCAAAAAUCUUCAAAUUCAAAUACAACAUCAAAUAAUGGAAAUGGUAGCAUACGUCGACGUUUUCUUAAUCUACUUCGUUUUACCGCUAGUCGUCCGUCAACAACAGCAGCUCGUUUUACUCAUCAACAAAACACAUCUACAACAAAUAAUUCUUGUCAAUCUUCAAAACAACAAAUUUAUACCUUAACAUCAUCAUCACCACCAACAAAUGAUAAAAAUUCUAUAAUAUCACUAAAAGAUGAAUUUAUUGAAUCAAUUGUUGCAUCAGCCAAUGAACAUGUUAUUAAUAUACUUCCAUCAUCAACAACAACAACAACUUCAAAUGAUCAUUUACUUGAAACUUGUUUAUUAUGUUAUCAUGAUUAUUCAUCUGAACAAUUUGAACAUUUAACAUUAUGUUCACAUUCAUAUUGUCGAACAUGUUUAAAAAGUUAUUUAAAAUUAGAAAUAACUGAAGGCCGUAUUACACUUAAUUGCCCACAUAAUGAUUGUCCCGAACGUAUACAUCCAAGUGAUAUAUCACGAAUAUUAGAUAAUAAUUCUGAUCUUAUAUCGAAAUAUGAACAAUUUAUGGUACGACGUGUUUUACAAUCUAUAUCUGAUACACGUUGGUGCCCAGCGCCUGAUUGUGGAUUUGCUAUUAUAGCGUCAGGUUAUGCAUCAUGUCCAGAAAUUCAAUGUUUACGACCAGGAUGUAAUACAUCAUUUUGUUAUCAUUGUAAAGCAACAUGGCAUCCAAAUAAAACAUGCGAAGAUGCAGCACGUGAAAAAACAUCAGCUAAACUUCGUUCAGGUUCCUUUAUUAGUCUUGCUUCUGCUCAACAAAAAGAUGAAAUAAAACAAUGUCCGAGAUGUCAAGCAUCAAUACUUAAAAUGGACGAUGGUUCUUGUAAUCAUAUGACUUGUCCUAUAUGUGAAGCUGAAUUUUGUUGGUUAUGUGGUCGAGAAAUAUCUGAUUUACAUUAUCUUAGUCCAUCGGGUUGUACUUUUUGGGGUAGAAAACAAUGGAGUAGAAAAAAAGUUAUUCUUUGGCAAGUAGCUACAUUAAUUGGUGCGCCAGUUAUAAUUGCAUUAAUAGCUGGUGUCGCUAUACCGGGUGUUGUUGUCGGUGUACCUAUAUGGGCUGGUAGAAGAAUAUUUAAAAAAUUUAAUAAUGCUCGACAUAGUAAAACAAAAAGAAAUCUUCUUGUAACGUUAGGUGUUAUGGGAAGUGUAGUAGCUUCACCAAUAAUAGCUACUCUUGCUGUUGGAAUUGGAGUUCCUAUUCUUCUUGCUUACGUUUAUGGAGUUAUUCCAAUAUCAUUAUGUCGUACAGGUGGUUGUGGUGUUGGAACACGAAAUAAUAUUUUAGAUGGUGAUAGUACUAAUAUUGAUAAUUUUUUACCAUUUUCUUUACGUGAAGUUGCUAUUGCAAGAGCUAUUCUUAAUGAUACGCAAAGUGUAAUGACACAUCCCACAAUUGGUGGUGAUUCAACUAGUUUAUCCAAUAGUGUUGCACAUCUUGUUGAUGAUCGUAGUAAUGGAAGUACAAAAGCAUUACCUGGCACAGGUGCAAUAUCACUUUGUGAAAGUUUACCAGCAUCAAAUCGUCUUGAAGUUCAAGCUGAAGUGAGUGAUUGUAAAAGUUUUGAUAUUGAAAGUAUUACAAUCAGUGAAAAAUCUUCUAAAACAAUGGAUAGUCUUAAGGCAUUAGCUGGUUCAAUCAAAGAUGCAUGUACUGUACCUGGUGUUGAAUAUAAUAAUGAUAAUAUUUGUAAUAUAAAUGGAGACCCUACUGGUCGUAAAUCAAGUCUAUUAAGUAGUGCAUCUGAUUAUGCUCGGUCAAUUAAUAUCGAACAACAACAAUCACAUCAUUCAAAUGUUAUUCGUGCUGGUUCACCAUAUAGUGAUAAAACAGUUUCAUUUUUUGAUGAACGUGUAAAAGCAAAAUCUAAAUCAAAAAUAGAUCGUUAUUGA
Molecule: messenger RNA, 2121 nt
Organism: Rotaria sp. Silwood2
Lineage: Eukaryota; Metazoa; Rotifera; Eurotatoria; Philodinida; Philodinidae
Source: the annotation of a GenBank genome assembly